GCAACAAGUUUUUCGUUUUUAUUGCGUGAGAGUUUCUCGGCUUUUAAAAAAUAUGUUACAGUACGAUCCUGGGUCCGGUGUAAGCGGAAAGGUUUAAGAGAUUUCAUUUGCUUCCCUGUGGCGCAAUUCUCUGAAUAAGCGUGUGGUACAUUGGAGUUGUCGCUAACAGUGUAUCCGGUUCCCACGUUUCUUGGUGGUUUCAUUUGAGGCUUGGAAAUCGGAAAGUAAGCAGAGCGGGCGGAAGUAAUUGCUCAGUGAGGGAAAGCGUGAGCCACAGUGAAGGUCGGAAACCAUGGCAUGAAGGAGAGAGAGUAGAGACAGAGACUUUUUCUUCGAAUCCGCAAAAACUGCAGUUUUUUUUUGUUGAGUCCAAGAACGUCAGUUGCUCAGAGUCACACUUUGAAACUGUCAAAAUAGAUCAUAGGCUUGGCGAGUGAGCAGCUUGUUUCCUACAGCGAGAUACGCAAAUGGAGAUAGCGCUGGUGUAUCUGCUGGUUGCGACUAUAUCGGUUGUUACUGCUAGCAUUAACUUAAGCGAUUGCCCGCGAAGAUGUCAAUGUGUUAGCACCACUAUACAUUGUAAUGCACGAGGCUUACGUAGAUUUCCAGGUACUUUACCAAGGAACGCAGUAACUUUGCUCAUCGAAGAGAACAGGAUAAGUUCGGUGAGUUUUAUGUUGAUUUUUAACAAUUUAAAUACACUUAAGCACUCAAUACUGUUUAAUCUAAACCGAUUUCAAAUUUCUUCCCAGCUCCCGCCACUGAACAGCACACAUCUGCAUACAGUUAUCUUACAAAACAACAAGAUUUACAAUCUGCAGCUGAAAGUUUUCCGUGCAGCAAGAAACAUUAACUUUCUUAACUUAGCAAACAACAGACUUCGGGUGAUUCGCAAUGGAGUAUUAUCCCAACUUAGUGGGUUGGCGUUGCUCAACUUGGGACAUAACAACAUUACAAGAAUCUUCGCUGGUGCGUUUGCUGGCUUGUCCCAUCUCAGUGACUUGUAUCUGCACAACAACCGCAUUACAAGCAUCCCGCAAGGGUUAUUCACGUCCCUUGUUAAUCUAAAGCAGCUCCGACUCGACCAAAACAGGAUUGUAAGAUUGACAGAUGACACAUUCCUUCGACAAACGUUCUUGAUUUCGUUAAAUCUUGCAAAUAACAACCUUCGCCGAAUCACUUCCGCCACAAUGCGUGGGAUGGCGAGUUUGCAGAAGUUGUUGCUUAGCGGGAAUCAGAUUCAAAGCCUGGAUUCCAACAUCAACCCGCCGGACACAGACUGCGCCAAGUUGACGAACGUGUCUCAAGAGGUCCCGCGGGACAGGACCGUAAGACCAUGCUUCUAUUACAACAAGAACCUUCAGUAUAUUGAUCUUAGCAACAAUUCGUUGUCGACCGUUCGACUUCUUACAUUUUCCAGACUCCGGAUGCUAAGUAAAUUGUCAUUGGAUAACAACCAGUGGAGGUGUGAUUGCUUCCUGGUCUGGUCGCUGCUGCAGUUGCAACGCUUACACGACGACAAAUUGGCAAUGGGCGCCAUGAGAUGCUGGGAACCGGCGGGCUUGGAUGGAGUCCCGAUCGACCAGUUUACGGAGCACGACCUCGCCGUACUGCCAGGUCAACCUCCACCCAGAGUCGUCAAGUCUGGUCUUUUUGUUGUUUCGAAUGAGACCACAAGGCAGGGAACGGUAAUAGAACAACGACAUACGCCGAUCGAAGACAUUUAUCGCAGUCACGCAACCAAUAAUCCCACUAGAACCGUGAACACGUCGCCAAGCUCAGAGUUGGCAGGAAAAUCCAAACUUCACCUUACAACGACCUCUACAAUGCUGCCCGGCUUGGCCAGCGUUGCCGAAUUGGCCGUCGUGUCGACUGAGUGGCGCCCAACGGCGAAAAGACUUCCUCUCGACAUGGCGCUGCAGCCUGCGACUGAACAAGCAGUCGGGGCGAGACUGGAUGACGCUCACGCAGGUACACACGUGACCAAAGCGUCCAAUCCGCGCCCUGGAAUACACAGCAAGACAGAAAUAGAACGUGACGUAAGAGUCAAUGACGAGAGCCCAACGCAGAAAUCCCGGUUCUCAGAGCAAGACAUGAAUGAUGAUACGGAUUCGUUCAAUGUCCCAAGCUAUGCAGGUGAUGAAACCGUGUAUAGAACAAGACAAGACGGCGUAAUGUCGUGGCUUCCUGUGGCUGGAAUGUUCUCACUUGUGUUUAUAGUUUCUAUAUGCGGGGCAAUGGUUCUCAAGUGGCAGUUUAACCCACAGUCUGAAAAGUGCAGUUGCUGUACUGGUCACCGUGAUGUAAGCCGUCAACACACAUCAGAAUCUAUUAGGUCAAUAAGCAACUACCCAUUGCUGUACGAUAACCCGCUUGCACGACGGCCUCUACCACGACAACCUAUAAUGUCAACUUCUGAGCAAGCAAGGGCUGUGAUGAACGACCAUAGUGGACGAGUAGAUGUUCGGUGGACGAACGGCGGCUCAUUUGGUCUCGGUUAUGAUUCUAAUGGAGUAAAGGGGCGACUUACGUCCAAGUCAGCCACCGAGUCCGGUUCACCACCGAUGAUACCGCCUCGCGACCCAAUGAAUGCUCGGAGCUGGGAUGACAAGUUUACAGAUCGAAAUAGAAGGACGGCUGGGACACCUAACCACCGACUUUCGGCAUCGUACCCUAGUAAUGCGAUUUGGAAUCCAGACUCUGGGAAACGGCAGUUAAGACAGACACUGUCUGUAGAUGACGCGCCGUGUAAAAUCAGCGAACAAUGUCUGAACCUUGGUAAUGGUUUUAUUGAUGUAUGCGAUGAUGAAGAUGAUGCGAGGCUGGAAAGAAUUCAUUCAGAGAAAAUCCGCUCCGGACCAAAGAAGAAAUCUAGCAGAAGGAAACGACGAAAUCGUCCAGAAAGCAUGAUCUGCGCUGAGAGUAGUAAUCCUGCGAAACGCUUGUCGAACAAUUCUGAAAGAAAGGCCCCAUGCGCAUCCGCGCCAGUUAGUAGACAUAACAGCAACAUAUCUACCGCCACCUACCGGGUUUCAAAACGAGGUAAACGUGACCGCGUGGCUGAGCAAAUGCUGGAAGCGUUGCAAGAGAUUGAAAUAGCAAGACGAAACAGCAACGCCACAGAACUGAAUGGUGGGCCGCACUUAAACAAAUGCGCCGAGCAAAAAUUUACUAGACCUGGUAUAGAGAAUAUUAUACAUAGCCAGGAUAUAAACAGCAAAGAAAUUGGUAUGUUAAAUUCGGCAGGGCCUCGUAGACUGUCUCGUGGGGCAUCCGCACGUUUCGCAAGAGAGAAACAGCAUAAACAAUCUCUUGAUUCUUUCUGUCCCAAUUCCAGGCCUGCUGAAAGAUGUAAUUGUAGUCGACAUUGCCGAAGCAGAAGUUUUCGUUCUCGGUCUGCUUUACAUAUAUCGGACGUGGACUUUGAGUUCCCACCACCACCACCUUGUGCGUUGGUACGACAUACUGAGGAUGCUCAAGCUAGUUCUAUGGAGCCAUCAGGGACCUCUGAUCAAGAGAGUGAUGUUGCGGAAAAUGGUAGCUACAACAACGACUAUUCUAUGUUGUCAAUGUGCACCAGUGGAAUCGUAGAGAAAGACAGCACCCAUGAGAAAGAGUGUAAGAAAGAAAGUACAAGAGUCCUGGAGGAACAAUAUAGAUCCACUUCUAAGCACAACUCUAUGUACAGAAGGAAGGACAGUACGGACUCAAUGUUUGUUGGCAUUGACAGUGCUCCUGAAACUCGCAGUCUGUCAGACAGUGACAAUGAAAGUACCCAGUUUUCAGCAAACACUCAUGAGGACACAAGGAAAAACAGGGAACCUCUAAGCGUUUGCAGAGUAGAAAAAUCGCUUGCCGGCAAUGAGUACCGGUUUGCGGACGGUGCCGCUAAUGAAAAAAACUAUUUGUACGCCGGGAAUAACUUUCUACUUGGUAGCAACCGGCUAUCAAGGCUUGACCUUUCUCUUUCUGAAUCAAGUUCCGAAUGCUCUGUUGCUGCAGACGUCAGAUCCUCAGAAAUCGUACGCAGUCGUUCCUCCUCUGUAGGCUCCACUGUUACGAUUAAACCGACAGUAGACAACAGCACCAAUACCCAGCAAGCAAAAGUAUCUGGCAAAGUUGUCACGAAGCAGAGCACAACCGAUAGUGACGGUUCAGAGAGUGCGUCAUCUUUUGAAAUGUGUCUAACCAUGCAUGACUUUAAACCUGAAACUUUCAUUCAAAAUGAAACUACGAAUGAAGAACAGGAAGAGUCAACGUACCAGUCACUCCAUCUUAUGUACUCCGGUCAUUUACCAGAAACGGAGGAAAAUAAUAUCAAAAGCGUCAUCAGCGAGUCGAACUCAAGUAUAGACACGACAAGUUCCAACUCAAAAGUCGAAGCCAUGAUAACCGAAGCAAUGGUCGGCAAAAAACGAUGUUAUUUUGACGUAGUCGAGUCGUCGGCUGAUGACGUAUCAACCGACAUAGAAAUGUUUGAUUUAGGAACUAUGUAAACUAUUUGGGUGAACUUUUGAAUUUAUAUUUUAAGUUUUAAAGUAUUUUACCGACUAAUUUCAGUAUUGCGACAAAACUUUGAAUUCUUGCAUAGUUUACUGUGUAGAGUAUUUUUAGCAACUAUGUUGCACGUAUGCCUAUUUUUACCGUACGUAGUAUGGUAUAAA
This is a messenger RNA of Ciona intestinalis (vase tunicate), 4664 nucleotides long. The record is from RefSeq and is a predicted model, not a curated record. NCBI's taxonomy places the organism in Eukaryota, Metazoa, Chordata, Ascidiacea, Phlebobranchia, Cionidae.